Cryptomeria japonica (Japanese cedar) is the source of this 812-nucleotide messenger RNA. Its product is annotated as gibberellin-regulated protein 6. Lineage: Eukaryota; Viridiplantae; Streptophyta; Pinopsida; Cupressales; Cupressaceae. Bases 177 to 512 code for a protein of 111 amino acids. The record is from RefSeq and is a predicted model, not a curated record. The transcript is spliced from 4 exons.
GCCUAUGCUUAAGGAUCACGAGAACUGCGCAUCUAGCAUCUCAACUGUAACUACCCGCACUUUAAUUAAAGCUCAACCUAUGCCUUUCAGCCUAUAUAAUAUGGCCUUCCUGUCUUGAAAAUACACAACGAUUUCUACUUCUGCAAUUGGGUGCAACUGAAGGAGCGCUCAAAUCUAUGGCAAUGGCGCAGCUAAGGCUAGUAUUGCUUCUGGUGGUUAUGUUAGCCAUCUGGACCUCGCAAGAGCAGUUAAUGGCAAGAGGCGAAGAUCACGUAACUGGCUAUGAGGUUCAGAAGACAAAAUAUGGAUCCGGCAGCCUGCGCCAAGCCCAAUGCCCGGGAGCGUGCAAUAACAGAUGCUCGCAGACUCAGUAUCGUAAGCCGUGCAUGUUCUUCUGUCAAAAGUGUUGUAGAAAAUGUCUCUGUGUUCCUCCUGGUUACUACGGAAACAAGCAGGUUUGCCCCUGCUAUAACAACUGGAAGACCAAGCGCGGUGGCCCUAAAUGCCCUUGAUUUAACAAUGCUUUCUCUCAUGCCAGUUGUGUUUCAUCUCUCUUCUAAUUAAUUAAGUUGAUCGCUCAGUGUGGCUCUCUGCACUCGAAGCGCGACAGGGAUAAAUACUUUCUUUUCUCAAUUUCCAUCAUUAUGUUCUGUUUUGCCUCUACUGAGUAUCUGUUACAGUCUCUAUUGUCAUUUCGUGGGCUGUUUUUUCGAAAGCAGAGACAGAUCUGGUAGCAUUCUGUAAACCAAAAAGAUGUUUUUGUAUUUUUUCACCAGAUCUGCAUUAAUCGAGCAUUUGGCUGUGUUUUUGCA